CUGAGGGAGCAUGAAAAAGGAUAGCAACAAUGUGAGACGACACCUAAAGUGCAGCUUUCAUGAAUCGGAUUUGAAACAGCACUGUGAAGCCGGACCACUGCCCACACAGCUCGGUUAACGGGAGGAACAAACGGACAAUAGCCUACCUUCUCCUAAAACAAUGAAGACGGGGCACAUUUCCUAGGCCGUCCGGCUGUCCUCUCUGCUGUGACCCGGCCUCUGACUACUGAUUGGAGCUGGCCUGGUGUGCGUAUAGGUGUGUGAGAGAGUGUGAGGAGAUGAAGUCCAGUAUGCGUCAGUGGCGGAGGCUGCUGUUGGUGGGCAUGUUGACGUGGGCCCUCCUCUUCCUGGCUCUGCUCUCCUACUUCCUGGACACCUACGUGUACAACGAGCCACAUACCUCCGCCAGCUCCUCACUCUCCCAGCACCCCGACACACGGCGCCUGGCAUCCAUCCAAGGCACCCCCCACCAGCAGCACCGCUCCAUCAUAGGCUCCCGGCCCGAACCCACCUACACCACCUUUACCAUCCCCUACCCCGACUCCGACCCUAACCAUUACCCAGACUCAGAGCCUAGCUCCACCUCCACCACCCCAGAGCCUGGCCUGGAGCUGAGCUACGGGACCAGCCAGGAGAGGGAGGGGGGCAGCCACCAGCAGCAGGACUACCUGGACCCCCAGACCCUGGCUGCCUGGUCCUCCUUCAGCACGGAGAACGUGGGUUCCCACUUUGACCAGACGGUGACUCGCAGCCGUGAGAGAACUGCCUGGACCGCCUCCGACCGGGGGCCCAACCGCACCACGCGCCGGUCCUCACGUGAGGACGAAGAGGAGGAGGAGGGGGUAGAGACAAACAACAGCCACAAGAGGAGGACCAUGGUGGGGGGGCAUGGGGGGGAGAGGCGAGGAAAAGAAGAGGAUGAUUUAGAGGAGUACUACUUCUCCAAGUCUUCCCCGCUGCUGCAGCGACUCUGGCGGGGCAAAGUGUCCUCUGGGAUGCUGUCCCCGCAACUGCAGCUUUCCAUGCGGAACUACCAGAGCGCCAACAAGCACCACGUGGCCUAUAAAGGAGGCCGGCGGACUGCCCAGAGCCCCAGGGAACUGCUGUGUGAGCUGAAGGACCAGGCCCGGCUGAGGACGCUGGACGGGUCCGAGCAGCCCUUCUCUUCGCUGGGCUGGGCCCGCCUGGUACCGCGCCUGGCCCUGGAGAAGCUCUACAGACAGGGGGGCCAGAGGGGCUUCAGGAGCUGUGCUGUGGUGUCCUCUGCUGGGGCUAUUCUUCACUCAGGCCUAGGGAAGGAGAUCGAUUCCCAUGAUGCAGUUAUGCGGUUCAACACAGCACCUACAGAGGGCUAUGAGAGGGACGUGGGGAAGAAGACCACCAUCCGCGUCAUUAACUCGCAGAUCCUGGCCAAUCCCAAGCACCGCUUCAGCACCAGCUCCCUGUAUAAGAACGUGACUCUGGUGGCCUGGGACCCUGCUCCGUACGCUGUCAACUUACACAAGUGGUAUGCCAAUCCAGACUAUAACCUGUUCAGUCCGUACGUGGAGCACCGGAGGCUCCACCCCACCCAGCCCUUCUACAUCCUCCACCCCAAAUAUUUGUGGCAUCUCUGGGAUGUGAUCCAGGGCAACACCCAGGAGACCAUCCAGCCUAACCCACCCUCCUCUGGGUUCAUAGGCAUCCUCCUGAUGAUGGCGCUGUGUGAAGAGGUCCACGUGUACGAGUACAUCCCGUCGCUGCGGCAGACAGACCUGUGCCACUACCACGAGCAGUACUACGACGCCGCAUGCACCCUGGGGGCGUACCACCCGCUGCUCUAUGAGAAGAGUCUGGUGCAGCGCAUCAACACAGGCCCUGAGAGAGACCUGAAGAAGAAGGGCCGCGUCACCCUCCCCGGCUUCAGCACCGUCAACUGUGACCUCUGAACUAGGAACUCAUGAACUCUGACCCUCAGCAGAAGCCAAACAUGGAACCACCACGACUCCACAGGACUAAGGGAAAACAGUGGAGAACCCAAGCCAUAGCCCCUCUGUGUGGGAUGGGAUCAAACUGGAGGGUACAGCUACAUAGAUGUAGCUCUAACUACAUCUGUCAGGAUUUAUCGACAGAACCCACAUGGGUCAAAACCCCGCCUUCCUCAGAGGUUACUUUCUAAAUGUAAUCAACUACAGUUACUAGUUACCUGUCCAAAAUUGCAAUCGGUAACGUAACUUUUGGAUUACCCAAACUCAGUAACAUAAUCGGAUGACUUUCAGUUACUUUUGGAUGACUUUCCCCUUUAGAGGUGUUAGAAGUGGUCUCUGACUUGUAGUCAGACUUGCUCAGGUGGAACAAACUUAAACUUGCCCCUUUUUUCAAUUCUUAAUUGAAUGUCAUUAAGAAAACAGAACGGUGUCAUAAUGUAUUUUUUUUCCGCAAACAUCCUUUCUAAAUUUAAAAGUAAUCCAAAAAGUUAUGAGCUAGUUUUUCAAAAGUAUCUGUAAUCUGAUUACAAUAUUUUUGCUGGUGACGUUACUGAUUACAGGUAGCGGUUUUUGUAAUCAGAUUACAUGUAAUCAUCUACUUUUCAACCCUCAGAGGGUAACGAGCCCAAGACAUGCCCAAUGUGAACAUCUCUAUCUCUGCCAUUGCUGAUCCGGAAGAGAGGAGAAGAGCUGUCUAGGGUAGCAAUAGAUAAGUGUCUUUAGAUAGAGAAACUUUUUUGAUAUAUCUGGAUGUUUUUUGCUGUUGUGAAGCGUUGUUUCUCCAGAGCACUGGUUGCUCUUCUUUCUUAAAAGGACUUAAAGGACAGUCCACAGUUUUUUUAUGGUGGGUUAUGGGUCUCAUGGGGUGGUAAAUUAAUGUUUGAGAAAAUUAGCAGUGGUCCGCACUGAAUGUCUCACACACGUCCAUACCAAACACACUUGAAAAUGUACAAACUCGGCAUACACCAGCCACACACUCCCGACAACAUUUUUUAUUUUAUUUUUUAUUUUUAGUCAUUUAGCAGACGCUCUUAUCCAGAGCGACUUACAGUUAGUGAUU
Molecule: messenger RNA, 3027 nt
Organism: Coregonus clupeaformis (lake whitefish)
Lineage: Eukaryota; Metazoa; Chordata; Actinopteri; Salmoniformes; Salmonidae
Product: beta-galactoside alpha-2,6-sialyltransferase 2
Exons: 6
Coding region: 279-1928 (549 amino acids)
Molecular function (GO): sialyltransferase activity
Source: RefSeq, a predicted model, not a curated record